UUAAACAUACAUCACAAGAUUAUCGAACAUACAUCACAAGAUAUUAAACAUACAUCACAAGAUAUUAAACAUACAUGUACAUCACAAGAUAUUGAACAUACAUCUGACACAAGAUAUUGAACAUACAUCUGACACAAGAUAUUGAACAUACAUCACAAGAUUAUCGAAUAAAGCAACGUUUUACACGCAUGCUACACUUGUGUUUAUAGUGGAUUUUUAAAGUUGACCGGGUAUUACGAGACAUUGCUUCUCUGGAGAUAAUGUUGGGACCCCAGUUUAAUUCCAACGUAUUUCUUUAAUAAAUUGAAAUGUACAACGAGAUCGGUGAAAUAACAAAAUUCUUGUAAAAGGUGACCCGAAAUACCCUAAAUUACUGUAGCAUGGCGGAAAUCAUCAUGUUAGUUGUGUCUACACCAAAGUAUCUUCCUCUCUAGCUCCCCGAAUGGUUAUUCAUUGCGGGGAUGGGGCUUAUCAUAUUGCAGAGAGAAUUAUAAUCUAAUAAUUGAUGCAAUACACCCUCUGUUAAGGUCAUUACGGAAUUGCGUCAGAAUGUGACACCGCGCGCCGCCGUAGUACACGCUUAGAUGUUGUAAUAUAAACAACCACCUUUCGUUUAAUUGCAAUUACUACUGAGUCUCAAGUUAUAGUUCGACUCUUUCGAGAUGACAACUACUGUAUAUAUUUUAUUGAAAUUGUUCACAAUGACGAUUUUAUUGAAAGGAUUUGUAUUACAACGUGAAGAUUCCACACACUGGCUUAGAGUAGCAGAAGAAGAACUGCAAUCCGCGCUUAAACAGACUGUGAACACGAACAAAGCGAAAAAUGUGAUUUUGUUCGUUGGUGACGGCAUGGGUCUUACCACUGUGACAGCGGCCAGGAUUUACAAAGGCCAACAGGGUGGACAGCCCGGCGAGGAGGGUAUCCUGGAAUUCGAAAAGUUUCCUCAUGUUGGUUUGUCCAAAACGUACUUGCCCAACAGACAAGUGGCGGAUUCUGCCGCCACCGCCACUGCCAUGCUCGUCGGUGAAAAGACAAACUGGUAUACACUGGGAGUGACAGGAAAAGCCCAAUUUGGGGACUGUAAUUUUCCUAAAGAGGCGGAGAUAGACACCAUUCUCCAGCAAUCAAAAAUGGAAGGAAAAUCCACAGGGAUCGUCACAACUUCCCGAAUAACCCAUGCUACGCCUGCUGCAGCCUACGCCAAAAUACCACACCGUAAUUGGGAGUCGGACGCUGACCUAACAAAAUACAAUGUCAGCGGGCGCUGCAGGGAUAUAGCACAACAGCUGAUAUACAAUAACUCUGAAAUCGACGUGUUAUUUGGAGGUGGGAGACGGAGUUUUCUCCCAAAGACAACAAAAGACACCGAAAAAAAUUCAAACAACUUGCGGCAAGAUGGGAAGAAUCUCAUCAGGGAAUGGAAGGUCAUUAUGGAAGAUAUUGGACAGAGGUACAAGUACGUGGAGAACACAGAAGAGUUCCAAUCUAUCGAUCCCUCGGCCACGGACAAAGUUCUAGGACUAUUCGAAAGCAGCCACAUGCAGUAUGAACAUAUGCGGGACAAAGGACCCAAAGGGGAGCCCUCUCUUUCAGAAAUGACGAGAAAGGCGAUCCAAAUACUGCAAAAGAAUAAGAAGGGAUUUUUCUUGCUGGUUGAAGGUGCCAGAAUCGAUCAUGCACAUCACGAUAAUAUUGCCAAGCGUGCGUUGACAGAGACUAUCGCGAUGGAUAAAGCAGUUAAAGUAGCAGCGGAAAUGACGAAAGAAGAAGACACACUUAUCAUUGUAACAGCCGACCACUCUCACGUGUUCAACAUAGCGGGAUAUCCAAAGCGAGGCAAUGAUAUUCUAGGCGUGGUUGACCCGAUUUCAAAAGAUUGGUACCCUACAGAUAACAUGCCUUUCACUACCCUGCUCUACGCCAAUGGACCUGGAGGCAUCAUGCCGAACACAACAAGGCAUGACCCUAGAAAUGUCAACACAACCGCUGACGAUUACACGCAGACCAGUGCUGUUCCAUUCAAGUCGGAGACUCAUGGAGGUGAGGAUGUCCCAAUCUACGCACGCGGGCCCUGGUCACACUUGAUCCACGGCGUGCACGAGCAACAUUACGUUUAUCACGUGAUGUCAUUGGCUUCCUGUGUGGGAACACAGAAGACAAAGUGUUCGAAACUUAUAAAUGCUGGUCAGACUUACAACACCAAUGGUGUAACUACAUUAACUUUAGUGGCAGUAUUGUACUCUCUAUUAUGAUUCACUAUGAUCUCAGGAGAAAAUUAAUAUUCAUGAUACUAGAUCUCGCGAGAAUUGGAUAUGCAUGUUGAUAAUUCAGACAGUUUUAGUGUUUUUUGAAUUUUUGAAAACAAUACAUUGUAUUUUUGUAAUAUUUAACGUGACCACACAUAGUGCAUCAAUACGAGAAAUGACGUCAACGAAUUAAGUUUUUUUCAUAUCGGAACAUUCAAGAGCUAGGAGUUAAUCAGUGGAUCGGUCGUCACCCUUUAAGAGAAAAGUUACAUUAUUAGCGCGUGUUAUUCCCCUUUUAUAAAGAUUUUUUCUGCAUGAUUGAUUGUGAAAUGUGCAUGAUUUAUAUUUAUUUUAUACUUGCGUCAGAGUAAUGACAACGUCUAAAGAUCCAUGACAAAAGAAUUUCAAAACUGCAAAUAUCUUACUUAAAUCACAUGCAUCAUGUUUCAUUAUUUUAAUAGUUCAAUUUAAUAUUUGGUAUGCAAAGUAUCAGCAAUAUUUUUCAAAUUGGUUUUUGUAAACAUAAUAAAGUACAUGAAUAUAACAAGUCAUAUAUAAUUAUCAUUAUGUGCGUGGAGAGAGAUAGUGAGACAAAGAGAAAAAAGAGAGAGGCAUGUUUUAACUAAAUAGUAAGUUCCAUCUGUUCCAUUGAGUAUCAAAUUUUUUCUUUUCACCAUACUUAUAUGCAAUAUAUUUGUGUGUUUCAUAAAAUAAUCUCAUUUGUGAUAUUGCAGCAGGCAAGUUUAAAGGUUUCUUAAUGCAUCUUGCAGUAUAGACAUAAUACUUCAGAAAUAAAAUGAUAGUAUUUUGUAUAUCACUAUUAUUUUCAAUACAAGCUAAAAUAAAGGAUUUCUUUGUAAUUGUAA
Ostrea edulis (European flat oyster) is the source of this 3112-nucleotide messenger RNA. Its product is annotated as alkaline phosphatase-like. Gene Ontology annotation, molecular function: alkaline phosphatase activity. The transcript has 10 exons. Gene Ontology annotation, biological process: dephosphorylation. Bases 663 to 2252 code for a protein of 529 amino acids. The record is from RefSeq and is a predicted model, not a curated record. Lineage: Eukaryota; Metazoa; Mollusca; Bivalvia; Ostreida; Ostreidae.